This is a messenger RNA of Lutzomyia longipalpis, 1147 nucleotides long. RefSeq lists its product as uncharacterized. NCBI's taxonomy places the organism in Eukaryota, Metazoa, Arthropoda, Insecta, Diptera, Psychodidae. The transcript is spliced from 4 exons. The coding region runs from base 67 to 975 and encodes 302 amino acids. The record is from RefSeq and is a predicted model, not a curated record.
AAACUGUCCCCGCACAAGCAUGGGAAAUUCUUGGAAAAAUCAGUCACAGCGCAUCCAUUGAACAGGAUGGACACGGAAAAAGUUUUACUGGAUAUUAUGACGAGAGCUCUGAAUGCAAAAAUGGACUUGAGUGACUUUUCAAGCAUUAAGGAAAAUAAGGAUUUAGAUGUGUUUCCUGUGAAAUAUAAAUUUUCCGGGAUUUUCAUUGUGCUCGCAUCGAUUUUGUGGAUGUACCGAGAUGAAUUUCUUUUGGAUCAAUGUCUUGUUGCAAUGCCUGAUGAAUUAGCAAAAGCUUUCCGACCUCCUAUUGAUUGUGACUUUUGCGUGGGAAAGAAGGAAGUAAUUCGGGCAUUUGACUUGAGUCCUGAUGUCUUUGAGAAUAAUUUUGCCUACGAAGGUGGACCACUAAUUGUCAUUGAUGCCAUGAACAAUUGGACAGCACCUGAGGUUUUCGACUAUUGGUACUUUAGGAAGACAUACCGUGAGGCAAAGAAGAAGAGAAGCAUUCUAAAUUGCCAAUUUUUCCCCUAUAAAUCUGGUUUGAGGAAUCUCUUUGAGGCCUUUGAUAUGCCCGAAGAGCGUGUGGCUCAGAAGCAAGGAACUGAUCCUUGGUACUUUGGAUGGAGCAAUUGCAAUCAUGAAAUUGCUAAAAUACUCCGAAAGCACUACUCAAGCCCAUAUUUUCUGCCCAAAUCCUCGGAGAAUAAUGCAAUUGAUUGGAUUUUUAUGGGUGUCCCAGGAAAGGGGGCUCAUUUGCACGUUGAUAACGUUCGACUACCAUCCUGGCAAGCACAGCUAAAGGGUACAAAGGAGUGGAUCCUUGCUCCACCACCUGAAUGCUACUACAGGUGCUUCUCUUUCUCCACAAUUGUUAAACCCGGAGAGAUUAUUGUUCUCGACACAAACAGAUGGUAUCAUCAGACUAAUGUUCUUCCUGGAGAAGUUAGCAUUACAAUCGGAGCGGAAUAUGAUUAAAAAAAGGAAUAGUGAGACACUCACCUGGAAACUAUUGUUGCUCCUGGUGGGAACUCAACUGUCUCCUCACGAAUCUCCAGGUCGUUGUAGAAGCUUACCACAUUUGGUUCGUCGUUGUGAAACAUACAUGAUGUAUUCACUGUUUAAAGAAUAAAUGUUGUUGCGUCUUAAA